UGUUCCUUCAAAAUGACGACCCUCAUACCUCGCGGACCAUACACCCAAGAUGAAGUUGAAAAGCUCUACCCGAAGGAAUUGAAACUCCAGCUAGUUCAAGUUUUCCUACGACAUGGCGAGCGCACGCCGGUAUCUUCGCGCUUUGAGAAUGCAGGACUGCCACCAUACUGGCCUUACUGCAAUGUUGCCCGCCGCAUGGUCCAGAUGGCCGCGAGCAAUGAGGACCUUUCGUCAUGGAACGCCUUCAAGUGGCGGAGGAAGUUCGAGACAUUCGGCGAUAGGGACCAAACAAUAGUGACUGUCGGUGCAGGUGGUGACAUUGAGGGAAUAUGUCAGCACGGCGAAUUAACGGAUAAAGGACGUGAGACGACCUACCAGCUCGGCCAACGUCUGCGACAUCUGUAUGUGAACCAGCUCGGAUUCAUGCCCAAAAUCAAGUCCGACACAGAGGACAUGUAUCUCCGUGCUACGACCAUUCCAAGAGCUCUGGAAUCUCUGCAACAGGCAUUCUGGGGGAUGUAUCCCGCUAGUGCACGUACAGAGGACUUUCAACCGCCAGUGAUUAUAGCGCGGUCUGUGUCAGAGGAGACGCUCUUUCCCAACGAGAGCAGCUGCCGUCGAUUCAGACAGCUUGCUAGACUUUUCGCCGAUAAAGCAGCCAAAAAAUGGAACAAUUCCGAAGAAAUGGACUAUAUCAACAGUGUUUAUGGCAAAUGGAUGCCUGAGAAUUCACCCCGAGUGGCUGUUGAUUCUCACCCACGACUAUCUGGUAUACAGGACACAAUUAAUGCCACAGACGCUCAUGGCCCCGCCACAAGACUCCCCUCGGAAUUCUACAAUAACAAGGCCCGAGCUUAUAUGGAGCACAUAGCCGUCGAUGAGUGGUUCACCGGUUAUAACGAAAGCACGGAGUACCGUAAACUUGGCAUCGGAGCUCUGAUGGGCGAUAUCGUCGACCGCAUGGUUGCCACUGCCGUAGAUGGCGGCUGGCGCAGCCAAACCGCCGCUUCUGGUUCCUCUGUGGAGAAGGGCAAGGCAAUCAAGUUCGCCAUGAGCGGAUGCCAUGACACCACUCUCGCCGCCAUUCUAGGCAGUCUGGGUACCCUGGAUAACAGAUGGCCUCCUUUUACUUCCUCCAUUGCCAUAGAACUCUUCUCUCGCGCAGACUCAACGUCUGAAAGCACAGAUACCGCACUUCCGGCGCCCAAGCAAGGCAGUGGCCUCUUCUCCUUCUUGUCCGGCUCAUCUUCUGCAAACUCACGCAAGACUCAUCUCCCUCCCUCUUCGACCGCCCGCACGCCUCUUGAAUCUCUCCCCGAGUCAGCGCGCCAAGCCCUCCAAAAGAAUUACGUCCGUAUUCGCUACAAUGACCGAGUCGUGCGCAUCCCUGGCUGUGCUGUGAAGCCAGAGAAUCACUUACCUGGCGACGACACGUUCUGCACAUUGGAGGCGUUUAAGGAAAUCGUUGAUAAAUUUACGCCGAAGAAUUGGAAAAACGAAUGCGUUCAAAAUCUGGGUGAGGGGUUGUAUGGCAAGGAUGAGAAAGAGAAGGCUAUUUCCGGUUUCUAGUCUGAGUAUCGUUCAGGUGAUAGAAGGUCGCGGGUUACAGGUGAUUGCAACUUUGAUUGGUUCCAUAAUUACUAAUGGCUAACAGUAUGGUCCAUAUUAAUCAGGCUAAGGCAUUACAUUGUAUUGCUCAGGAAAACCUGGCUUCUAUAAUACCGAGGAUUAUAAAGUGCAUGGUUACCAAGAAGAGCCCGGAUACGUCUAUGUACACCGUCUGAGUUUUAUCAUGCAUCUAAAAUGUACUUCAAUCCCUCAACUCACAAAAACAGAGAGUAUGAGAGUGAAAGGAAAGAAGAAAUACUAUAUAUA
Messenger RNA from Aspergillus nidulans FGSC A4, 1875 nucleotides. RefSeq names its product putative acid phosphatase. The transcript has 8 exons. The record is from RefSeq and is a predicted model, not a curated record. Lineage: Eukaryota; Fungi; Ascomycota; Eurotiomycetes; Eurotiales; Aspergillaceae. Bases 13 to 1569 code for a protein of 518 amino acids.